AUGACUCAGAAGUGUGUCUGUUUCGAUGGUGAAGGCGUUCUUUGGCAUGCAGGAGAACCAAUCCCCGGUGCUUCAGAAGUCAUCAAUGAAAUUACAAAGCUUGGCUAUCGUCCAAUUGUAAUUACAAACAAUGCAAGCAAAUCUGUCGAGCAAUAUUAUCAGCGCUUCCAGAAAUCCGGUUACAAUUCCUUUGAAAUGUCCGAUGUUAUUACUUCUGCAGCUGCAGUUGGUACCUAUCUUCAGAAAAUAGGUCUUGAUAAACCAAAUCGUAAAAUAUUUGUUAUUGGUACAGCAGGUUUUGUUAGUCAGCUUAGACUCCAACACCUCCAAGUUAUCACAACAGCUGAUUUUGAUGGCAUCGAAUUCCACACAAUGGAGUUAGAUCCAUCAGUUUGCGCUGUUGUUGUUGGCUCAUCAGAAGAAUUCACAUACAGGCAUCUCGCUAUUGCCACUCGUUUCGUUAUUGAAAAUGAUGCAAUUCUUAUCUCCGCUAAUCCAGAUAACUCCUAUCCAUACAAUCCAAAGGUUCUUGUCCCAGGUGCUCAUGCCCUUUCCGUCUCAAUCUCAGUCGCUUCUGGCCGCCAACCAAAGAUUGUCGGAAAACCAGAUCCAAAGGUAUUUGAAGCCAUCCCAGGAUACAAGGACAUCGAUAUCAAGAACAGCUGGAUGAUCGGUGACCGCCUGAACACUGAUAUCGCUUUUGCGAAGAACGUUGGCCUUAAAUCUAUCCUCGUUCUUACAGGCGUAUCAAAGCGUGAUGAAUGCGAAGCUCUUUCCUUCGAGGAAAAACCAGAUUUUGUAUGUGAAGAUCUUGCUGCUUGCCUCGAAACAAUCAAGGCUAACCAGUAA
This is a messenger RNA of Trichomonas vaginalis G3, 849 nucleotides long. Its product is annotated as phosphoglycolate phosphatase protein. Bases 1 to 849 code for a protein of 282 amino acids. The transcript has a single exon. Gene Ontology annotation, molecular function: phosphatase activity. NCBI's taxonomy places the organism in Eukaryota, Parabasalia, Trichomonadida, Trichomonadidae. The record is from RefSeq and is a predicted model, not a curated record.